GUGAGAGGGAAAUGUCCUGGUGCCGUCAAAUAACGCCCUACUCCUGGCUUCAAUAGACUCCACUGCGACUAGGUCCUGAGUACCUCGGAGAGUAGAGAGGCCGCGGGGAAGCAGGUCUCCAGGAGAACAGAGAUGCCCUUGGCCCAAACCGCGCCUCCCUCUUGAACUAAGGUGACUCUCCCUGACCGCCUUCCUGUAGUUGAAUCUCAACCACCCGGACUACUAAUAAGAGGACAACGAAAGGAGAAAAAGGAAGGGAGCAUGGCAAAAAGUAUGCUCUAGUAGAUCUAGGCAACGUGGUGAAGAAUGACAAGAAUCAAACUGAAACACUGGAACGCUGCUAAGGGCUCGCUUGCGUUAACACACUGGCACCAGUCUCGCUGGGCUGUGAAUUAUAUGGAAAUCCCUUGUUUACCAUCCUCGUAGGAGGUCCGUAAUGAUCUCUCAGCUGGCGAACUCCAGGGGUCAGACGCUUACUAGUUAGGGGGCCAGCUGUCCUACAGGGUGCCCAGCUCGGAGGACUGGCUGCUCUUCCACUUGUCCGCAGCUUCCACCCCGAGGGCCUUGUCCCCCCUCAGAUGUGGUGCCGACCAACGGCCGUCCUUCUUUCACUUGACCGAGUCAGAGCUGCAGCCCACAGCAGAAGCUGCAGGGGCUGGGCAGGGCUCCAGGCCGGAGGGGCCGGGAAGCGUGAGCCGCGCUCCGCCGCGCCUGGCACAGUAACGGAGCAGCGGCUCCUUUGUGGGCUGCCACGUCCCACUCCCUGGCGCACAGCGGGGACGGUGGAUCUGCAGGGUGAUUGAUAAGUGAGAGCGAGUGGCCGCCGGACCCCCCUCCUCCCUCCUGCUCUUUUCCCUCCUCCCUCCCGGCGCCCUCCUUCCUGCCAGAAGCCAGCACGGUGGCGAGCCGUUCAGUGGGAACCUGCCUGCCCUUGGGGGCGCCGCCCGCGCUCGCCACCGUGUCCCGACCCGCGGGUCGCGGUGCUCCGACGGUGCGCCGGUUCCCGCACCUGCCCGGGUCGCAGAUGCGGUGGGCGCCUCGGGGCGAAGCUGCGGGCGGCGCGCCGGUUGGAUGUUAAACUACCGGUGGACCGCAGAGGAGAGGGGUCCCGUCUUCUCCUGAUGCGUUUGCCUGUAGGUACCUGAGCUGACACCGACGGUGCCUAAAGAUGCUGAGCGGCGUUUGGUUCCUCAGUGUGUUAACCGUGGCCGGGAUCUUACAGACGGAGAGUCGCAAAACUGCCAAAGACAUUUGCAAGAUCCGCUGCCUGUGCGAAGAGAAAGAAAACGUACUGAAUAUUAACUGCGAAAACAAAGGAUUUACAACUGUUAGCCUGCUCCAACCCCCCCAGUAUCGCAUCUAUCAGCUUUUCCUCAAUGGAAACCUCCUGACCAGACUAUACCCGAACGAAUUCGUCAAUUACUCCAACGCGGUAACACUCCACCUCGGCAACAACGGGCUGCAGGAGAUCCGCGCCGGGGCGUUCAGCGGCCUGAAGACCCUCAAGAGGCUGCAUCUCAACAACAACAAACUCGAGGUGCUGAGGGAAGACACCUUCCUGGGCCUGGAGAGCCUCGAGUACCUCCAGGCUGACUACAAUUACAUCAGUGCCAUCGAGGCAGGGGCCUUCAGCAAACUGAAUAAGCUCAAAGUGCUCAUCCUGAAUGACAACCUUCUGCUGUCGCUCCCCAGCAAUGUGUUCCGCUUUGUCCUGCUGACCCACUUAGACCUGAGGGGGAACAGACUGAAAGUGAUGCCUUUCGCUGGCGUCCUCGAGCACAUUGGAGGGAUCAUGGAGAUUCAGUUGGAGGAAAACCCAUGGAAUUGCACUUGUGAUUUACUUCCUCUCAAGGCUUGGCUGGACACCAUCACUGUUUUCGUGGGGGAGAUUGUUUGUGAAACUCCCUUUAGAUUGCACGGGAAAGAUGUGACCCAGCUGACCAGGCAAGACCUCUGUCCCAGAAAAAGUACCAGUGACUCCAGUCAAAGGGGCAGCCAUGCUGACACACACAUCCAAAGGCUGUCACCCACAGUGAAUCCUGCUCUCAACCCAACCAGGGCCCCAAAAGCCAGCCGGCCACCCAAAAUGAGAAAUCGCCCGACUCCCCGGGUCACCGUGUCAAAGGACAGGCAGAGCUUUGGCCCAAUCAUGGUGUACCAGACCAAGUCCCCUGUGCCCCUCACCUGCCCCAGUAACUGUGUCUGCACCUCUCAGAGCUCAGACAAUGGGCUAAAUGUGAACUGCCAGGAAAGGAAGUUCACCAACAUCUCUGACCUGCAGCCCAAACCUACCAGUCCAAAGAAACUCUACCUAACAGGGAACUAUCUCCAAACUGUGUAUAAGAAUGACCUCUUAGAAUACAGCUCUUUGGAUUUGUUGCAUUUAGGAAACAACAGGAUUGCAGUCAUUCAGGAAGGUGCCUUCACAAAUCUGACCAGUUUACGCAGACUUUAUCUGAAUGGCAAUUACCUGGAAGUGCUGUAUCCUUCUAUGUUUGAUGGACUGCAGAGCUUGCAGUAUCUCUAUUUAGAGUAUAAUGUGAUUAAGGAAAUUAAGCCUCUGACCUUUGAUGCUUUGAUUAACCUCCAGCUCCUAUUUCUGAAUAAUAACCUGCUACGGUCCUUACCUGAUAAUAUAUUUGGGGGCACGGCCCUCACCAGGCUGAAUCUGAGAAACAACCAUUUUUCUCACCUGCCUGUGAAAGGGGUUCUGGAUCAGCUUCCUGCUUUUAUUCAGAUAGAUCUGCAAGAGAACCCAUGGGACUGUACCUGUGACAUCAUGGGGCUGAAGGACUGGACAGAACAUGCUAAUUCCCCUGUUAUCAUAAAUGAGGUGACCUGCGAAUCUCCCGCUAAGCACGCAGGGGAGAUACUGAAGUUUCUGGGGAGGGAGGCUAUUUGCCCAGACAGUCCAAACUUGUCCGAUGGAACCAUUUUGUCAAUGAAUCACAACACAGACACACCUCGGUUGCUUAGUGUGUCUCCCAGUUCCUAUCCUGAACUACACACUGAAGUUCCACUUUCUGUCUUAAUUUUAGGAUUGCUUGUUGUCUUUAUCUUAUCUGUGUGUUUUGGAGCUGGUUUAUUCGUCUUUGUCCUGAAACGCCGAAAGGGGGUGCCAAGUGUUCCCCGGAGUGCCAACAACUUAGAUGUGAGCUCCUUCCAAUUACAGUAUGGCUCUUACAACACCGAGACUCAGGAUAAGACAGAUGGUCACGUCUAUAACUAUAUCCCCCCACCUGUGGGUCAGAUGUGCCAAAACCCCAUCUACAUGCAGAAGGAAGGAGACCCAGUAGCUUAUUACCGAAACCUGCAAGAAUUUAGCUAUGGCAACCUGGAGGAGAAAAAAGAAGAGCCAGCCACACUUGCUUACACUAUAAGUGCCACCGAAUUGCUAGAAAAGCAGGCCACACCAAGAGAGCCUGAGUUGCUCUACCAGAAUAUUGCCGAGCGAGUCAAGGAACUCCCCAGUGCAGGACUAGUCCAUUAUAACUUUUGUACCUUACCCAAAAGGCAGUUCGCCCCUUCGUAUGAAUCUCGACGCCAAAACCAAGACAGAAUCAAUAAAACCGUUUUAUAUGGAACUCCCAGGAAAUGCUUUGUGGGGCAGCCAAAGCCGGACCACCCUUUACUGCAAGCUAAGCCGCAAUCAGAACCAGACUACCUCGAAGUUCUGGAAAAACAAACUGCAAUCAGUCAGCUGUGAAGGGAAACCAUUUACAACCCUGUGGCAUCAAAGGAUGCUGCUCCAAACUCUUGGAAGCACUGCAUUUGCUUUUGUGUGUGUUUGUGCUCUCCCUUUUCCCAGCGGCCAUGGGGGACUUUGAAAAUGGUGGGGGUAUGGAAUGAAGCAACGAUACUGCUUUUCCAAGUUUUCCUUUAAGUUAUUUCUCUCUUGCUCCCCACCGCCACCUUUUCUUCCCUUCUCUCCUUAGGAAUCAUCAUUGAACGUGAAUGUUUCUACAGUGCAGUUUUUCAUAUAUUGUUUAUGGUUUUGUUUCUUUUCCCUUCUUUUAUUUUUCCAGUGUGGGAAUGGGAAGAGGAGAUGAUAGUGAAUGAAGAAAGAGUAAGCAAAUUUUUCAAAUGAAAAUGAAUAGUGUAUUUUGUAGGAGAUCUCCUAAGAUCUUUUGAGACUAUACAUUCUUUUGUAAAUAAUGAUAUAUGGUAUUUCUGUCUUCAGUUACCGAGCCGAGUAUAGCCACUAGGCAUCACUUCUUCGUGUUAAAGUGCCUUUGCACUUUAAGUACAUUACUUAAAUGUUGCUUUUAGCUUUGAUAAGUUGAACAUAUUUUAAUGUGUUGUAUUUUUGAAAUUAAGAACACUGUAAAAUAGAUCGAAAUGUCAGCUAUAUUAAGUCAACGUACAGUUUGCUUGAGUUAUAGAAUCCAGCCUGUCAUCAAAUGAUUCUAGUUCUAGGACUUUCAAGAUUUAACUGUAAAAUAUUUCCUUUCCUCUGAAUUUGUUCUAAGUGAUUUUAUUUAAGUCAACUAAAGGGAUUUAACAGUGGACUAGAGGUAAUAAACUGCCUCAGUUGGGAUUAGUAAUUCAUUAAUAAAAUAUAUUUAACCCAAUAUCAGAGUCAAUUGAACAAUUAAUGCCCUUCCGUAAGUUAUUAUUUUACACUAACAUGGUCAGUGUUUUAGAUUAUUUUCCUAAUUAAGAGUAUGUUACACAACUUGUAAUAUAUUUUUUCUGCAUUAAAUUAGAUAUUUUUAUAUAUUUAACUGAAAGAGUCUGUAUUUCUAACUUUUUAAUUGAAAUUAAUAUUUUUUCUGCCUAUUGAGACAUUUUCUAUAAACACAUACCAGUAGAGGCCGCCACACACCUCAUUUAAUAAAGACAUAUGAGCCAUUAAAUAACUUGAACAAAGACUUCAAAGGUGAGAUUAAACUUCCCAAGUAAAUUCUCUGCAAAUUCAAGGCAGCAGAGACAAAUGUAUACAUUACUUUCUAUUUCUUUUAGGAUUAAAGGUUAGACUCAGAAUCCUCAAUUUUCACAUUUUCAGAGGAAGCAGCAUUUUCCUCUUAAGUUUAUUGAAGCGUUAAUGGGGUGCUAUCAAAUCAUGUACUAUUUGCAUCUCCAAAUUGAUUAAUAAGUACCUAAGCCAAGAAAGUAAGAUCUUUUUUCUCCUGCCUUCUUUAUGCAUGUGUUACUUGAAUUUUUCCAUGUCAGCUUGAGCAAGCCUUUUGUUUUGGUCUUAGCAUUAAAAUGAUUUUAACUAACCAAGUCUCUAUAACAUUUAUGAAGCCUUAUUUGCCUGUAAAUAAUUUUUAGAUGCAAACAUUAUUGUGUGAUUUCAACAAACAGCCCUUCUUCACAACAAAAAAUAGUUUUGUUUUGUCUAUUGUAAAUCCUUAUGCAACUGGGAUGGUGAUCUGCAUAUAAAGUAGUCCAGCUUUUCAAUUCCUUAUUAAAGCAAUUGAUGGCGUCUGAAAGCAGCACACUGUUUCCUUUUCAUAAAUAGGUUACUGCACAUAAUAAUCCUUUAUUAUCAUGUGGAGAUUGAAGUGGAUUCUGAUAACUUACUUUUAAAGCUUUAAAAUGACUAACAGUACAUUGUCACUACAAACAAUUCAUGUGAUAGGCUUUCAAUUAGAAAUUACUUAAAUUCAAAUUAUUUGGAUUGAUCAUUACUGGUGCAAAAUAGUUUGUUUUAACAAUAGAAGGUAAUUGUGUAUAUAUAAAUUUAAAGGGCAUUCAGGAAAAAAAAUGCCUUUAACAACCUAAAAUCUCUGCAUAUCUACAGUGACAAGCUAGCAUGUUCAUCUUUGACUAGAGAUCAUAAUUUCUAUUUAAAUCCAUUAGAUCAAAGUUGACAAUGGUGGGCUGAAAUGACCUAGAAGAUAGUUAAUGCACGGAGAUUUUACAUUUCAUACAAGAGGAACAAAGAUAUUAUAUUAGUUGAACUUGGAGAUAGCUCCUCAAAUCACCUCUUUUUUGCAUGAAGUAUUUAUGUAUGCAUAUAUGUAAAAGUUUCAAACAUCCUCUUGUGGCUGCUCUCAUUUGGUACAAUGGUAAAUACAGAAUACAGAGGUAGGGUCUUGGGGAGUGAUUAUGAAGGCAAGUCAGUAUACAGACUCUAUUAAUAAUGUUUAGAUUUAAACUAGAUGACUAGAACUACUGAUGUAGCCAUUCCACUUCAGUGUUCUAACUCUCCUGAAAGUAAAGUCAUCCCUGUAAAAUGCUACUUAUCCAUAAAAAACCUAAUUCAUUCAUUUUAAAUAGGAAUAGCUUAAUCCUUGCUUAGUUACAUGACUUUAAAGAGGCCUCCUGGAAGAACUCAGAUUCAUAAACUCUUGCCUAAUAAUUAUGUUUUAAUUCUAGAUUCUCACGCUUCUUAGAUUUGUGCAUUAUUUGGAUGUAUUUGAAUGUAGUCCAGACUAUUCACUUAAAGGCAUAAUGCACUAUAUAGUUUGAAGCUUCAUUUUCUAAUGCAGUCACAAACAUUUUAUAUUUAUUAACUUAUUAGCAUUCCCACUGACUGAAUUGUUUUGCUUAAUCCACUCAAGUGCUUUCAAACAUAUUUUGGGGGGGGGGUUAUUUUUCUCUUCUACAGCUGGAGUUUGUUAUUUCACUUCUAUUUCACAUGCAGCUUGUACUGGAUAUGAGAAUCAGCACAGCAAAAUGGUUCCAGCCAACAGAAUGUCAUCCUCCCCA
Messenger RNA from Manis pentadactyla (Chinese pangolin), 6657 nucleotides. RefSeq names its product SLIT and NTRK like family member 2 (gene SLITRK2). Gene Ontology annotation, biological process: axonogenesis; positive regulation of synapse assembly; regulation of presynapse assembly. The record is from RefSeq and is a predicted model, not a curated record. Gene Ontology annotation, cellular component: glutamatergic synapse; membrane. The transcript has 3 exons. The coding region runs from base 1169 to 3706 and encodes 845 amino acids. Gene Ontology annotation, molecular function: protein binding. NCBI's taxonomy places the organism in Eukaryota, Metazoa, Chordata, Mammalia, Pholidota, Manidae.